AUGCUCGCCGUUAGAUUCAUCGCUGCAUGGACCGUCUCCUUUGUUCCUUGCUGUACUUGGGCCACCGUUGUUUCAGUAGUCCUGUGGCCACCGCCAACGAGCUUAUUGUUCAACGGACAUUUCUUGUUCAUGGCUUCGAAUAUUCCUACACGGCGUGUAACGCGGACGACUCGUAUGACAACUCUGAAAGAUAACGAGAAUGCCAAUGCUCGUCCAUCGCGUCUUACUGCUCGAGUGAAACCCCCAUCAUCGAAUGGCUCUGGUACUGCUACGACAGGCGGUCUGACCCGAGCUACUGCUGCAACCGCUGCAUCUCGAGCAAAGGCGAACGGUAAUGAUGAGAACAAGGUCGAUCUCGCCGCUCAAGGGAAGAGAAAGCGUGAGGCUCUGGGAGAAGUCACAAAAUUCGUGAACAAGAACAAAACCACUAACGUCCCAGCUAAGGAAGUCAAAGGGAAAGGGAAAGAAGCUGCUCCCGUUAAGGAGGUUAAGGAGAAAUUCGACGGCGUCGUGAUUCAGUCGAAACCAUCGCUGGUCGCUGCAGCAAGACAACCGUUGCGUACUGUCUCAGGCUCUACGACACGUCGUGCCACAAGAAGCACAGUUGUGGCACCUCAAGGGCAGAAUCUGGACAAGGUGAAGGAGGAGUCCGGAAAGGUUGCAGAUGAAGAUGCCAUGGCAAUCGAUGACCAUCCAACUACCAAUGCUGCUCCCUCAGCAGAACCUCAGCCACGCCGGGUCUCGACGAGACGUUCGGGUUUAGCUUCGCAAGCAGCUGUAGACGAGACUCGUCCAUCAGAGAUUCCAACUCGCCUGCCAACUCGGCCCCCUGCAAAGCACGAGGAUGACGUAGAGGACAAUCGUGUCUUUAAGAAGCGGCGCACGUCUUCAGACAUUCCCGACGAAGCGAAACUCUUCGAACAAGAACAGUUACAACAGGAAGCCGAAGAAGUUGCUGCUGCUCUUGAAGCUUACGCCGAUAGUGAACCAGAGGCAGAUCCCUACGGUGACCAGUGGGAUGACCUCGACGCCGAGGAUGCAGACGACCCUUUGAUGGUUAGCGAGUAUGUGAUCGAGAUCUUCAACUACAUGAAAGAGAUCGAGCUUACCACUAUGCCCAACCCGAACUACAUGGAAAGCCAGAAAGAGCUCGCGUGGAAGAUGCGUGGAAUCCUCACUGACUGGCUGGUCCAAGUCCACGUCCGUUUUCGUCUUUUGCCGGAAACGCUGUUCUUGUGCGUUAACCUUAUCGAUCGAUUCCUUUCCGCACGUGUUGUCUCCCUCGCAAAGUUGCAACUAGUCGGUAUCACUUGCCUUUUCGUCGCGGCAAAGGUUGAAGAAAUCGUGGCUCCAUCCGUUGCGCACUUCUUGUACUGUGCCGAUUCUUCGUACACCGAGACUGAGAUCCUCCAAGCAGAGCGCUAUGUCUUGAAGACGCUUGACUGGAAUUUGAGUUAUCCCAACCCAAUGCACUUCUUGAGGCGGAUCAGCAAGGCAGACGAAUAUGACGUGAAGGCUCGCACGAUUGCCAAGUACUUCCUCGAAAUUCAAUGCCUAGAGUGGAGAUUGUUGGCUGCACCUCCAUCAUUGAUAGCUGCUGCUGCUAUUUGGCUUGCUAGGCUGAUUUUGGGUCAGGAUAAGUGGACUCCGAAUCUUGCUCAUUACUCGUCCUACGCCGAGAGUACCAUCAUUCCUACCGCAAACUUGAUGCUGAACUACGUUCUCAAACCUAUCAAGCACGAGUCGUUCCACAAGAAAUACGCUGGCAAGAGAUUUUUGAAGUCAAGUAUUUGGGUUCGGGACUGGGCAUUGGAAAGGUGGUCGGAGGGUACUCAGGUGGCACUAUUGGAGGAACUGCCGAUGUUGAAAGCACAAAACCGUGCCGAACGGGCACGAGCAGAGGCUGCCGCAGCCGUCACAGCUGUUGAGGCUGGCGAAGAGUAUCUCGAAGAGUCAUAAUGAAGGCCCGUGCAAGUUACUCCUGCCUCGGACUGGCUGAAAAUUUCCCUACCUUCCAUCAUUCCCAUCCAUAGUCGACUGACAAAAAUGCAUUUACCAUGGACACCUUAUACAAGCGCAACCACUCAUCCUAUCGCAUACACCACACCACGCAUCUCUGUUUAUUUCUUUCAAACCACACAAUCUCCCUUCGACAUCCGUUUUGUGUUUUUAUUGUUGAUCUUAUGAUUAUCAAAUGGUUUUUUUUUUACAACCGCGUUGUCUCUUCGCCUCACAGUGCCUAUGCUGAUCCGUGUUUUGCCCUGUGUCUUAUCCACAUCGACGGAAACCCGUGUUCCCGGAUAACCUUGUGGUUGUUAACGUCGAAUUGAUUUGACCUCGUCUUCGCUCUGUCUUCUACCUGCACGGAUCAUUUCUAUCGCUGGCCUGCUGUUUGCUCCGUGCGAUACCUUUGCAAUGUCAUCAUACACAUCAAAUCAUAUCUCCAGUUCUACAUCACGCUACCCCUCGCUACUAGCAGCCUUCUUGUGGCAUGUGCUCUCUCCGCUCGCUAUCCGGUGCAUCUACUUGUGUGCCACCGUCGUAUCGGUCUUUGUGUGCUCGAUUUGUUCUUCUAGUGCAUUUCGCGGUUGCCACUCGUCGCUAGCUAUCCAAACUAUCAUGGUAUAACUGCAUGAUUUCAUUCGCUCCUCUUUGAAAAUGGCAUGUUCAUAUCACUUCAUACCGUCUAGUUUGACACCAGUCCCCCUCCCGC
This is a messenger RNA of Serpula lacrymans var. lacrymans S7.9, 2713 nucleotides long. RefSeq lists its product as uncharacterized. Gene Ontology annotation, molecular function: cyclin-dependent protein serine/threonine kinase regulator activity. NCBI's taxonomy places the organism in Eukaryota, Fungi, Basidiomycota, Agaricomycetes, Boletales, Serpulaceae. The record is from RefSeq and is a predicted model, not a curated record. The coding region runs from base 1 to 1959 and encodes 652 amino acids. Gene Ontology annotation, cellular component: cyclin-dependent protein kinase holoenzyme complex; nucleus; centrosome. The transcript is spliced from 6 exons. Gene Ontology annotation, biological process: regulation of cyclin-dependent protein serine/threonine kinase activity; G2/M transition of mitotic cell cycle.